Nicotiana tabacum (common tobacco) is the source of this 1044-nucleotide messenger RNA. RefSeq names its product borneol dehydrogenase, mitochondrial. Lineage: Eukaryota; Viridiplantae; Streptophyta; Magnoliopsida; Solanales; Solanaceae. The record is from RefSeq and is a predicted model, not a curated record.
AUUUUGAUAAUCUGUGGCUAAGAAUCCUUCUGCCCUAUUCUUUAUAUAGCGCAAAAGGAUAAACCUAUCUCAAUCUGUGGCUAAGAACCCAAGUAUAUUGCUUUUUUGUUCCACUUAGAAGUUUUUGAGGGCUAAUACAUUUUUCAAUGGCUGCACAUUUGGCAAGAAGGCUUGAAGGUAGGGUUGCAAUUAUAACUGGUGCUGCUAGUGGCAUCGGCGAAGCAGCUGCGAGACUUUUCUCAAAACAUAGAGCUAAAGUGGUGAUUGCAGAUAUCCAAGAUGAUUUGUCACAAAAAGUUUGCAAAGAAUUGGAUCCAUCAUCAACCACAUUUGUGCAUUGUGACGUUACUAAAGAAGAAGAACUAGAAAAUGCUGUGAACAUUGCUGUAUCCAAGUAUGGCAAGCUAGACAUCAUGUACAACAAUGCUGGUAUUAUGGGAGCAGUAAAAUCUAACAUUCUUGAUAAUGAAAAAUCCGAAUUCGAAAAAGUCAUCAGUAUUAACCUCGUAGGAACAUUUCUUGGGAUUAAACAAGCAGCCCGAGUCAUGAUCCCUCGUCGUCAAGGUAGCAUAAUUGUCACUGGUAGUGUUUGUUCAUCGAUAGGUGGUGUUUGUCCUCAUGCCUACACGAGUUCAAAGCAUGGAGUUUUAGGACUUACUAGGAAUGCUGCAGUUGAUUUAGGACGUUAUGGCAUUCGUGUGAAUUGUGUUUCACCAUACGUUGUUCUUACACAAAUGGCUUUUGAUUCUUUAAAGAAGAUGGGCAAAGAAGGUUCAGAUGUUUAUUCUACCUUAAAUGGUGCAAUACUCACUCCAAAUGAUGUGGCUGAAACAGCUGUUUUCCUCGCAAGUGAUGAGUCCAAGUGUGUGAGUGGCCAAGAUUUUGUUAUUGAUGGUGGAUUUACCAUUGAGAAUUCAGGUUUCUCACUUUUCAAGUAAUUUUACUUGAAUAAGUUACCUGUGGUUUAGUCUUUUGUUACUUCUUAUAUGGUUUUGUACAAUGUAAGGUUGCUAAUACAAUGUAAGCGAGACUUUUCUCAAGGCA